Messenger RNA from Solea senegalensis (Senegalese sole), 1404 nucleotides. RefSeq names its product ninein-like protein. The coding region runs from base 248 to 1357 and encodes 369 amino acids. Gene Ontology annotation, biological process: microtubule anchoring at centrosome. Gene Ontology annotation, molecular function: calcium ion binding. Gene Ontology annotation, cellular component: centrosome. NCBI's taxonomy places the organism in Eukaryota, Metazoa, Chordata, Actinopteri, Pleuronectiformes, Soleidae. The transcript has 9 exons. The record is from RefSeq and is a predicted model, not a curated record.
CUUCCGGUCGCACUUUUAUUGUGAAAGGUCUGAGCGGACGUGAGUGUGUAUAUAAACAGUGCUGAGUGUGUGCGGCGCUGGUGGGUCUCGGUCAGUCGUUACCGCUUCUUCUCCGGUUCUGUCGGUGGUUUAACGGCGAACUGAAUCACGGAGGACACAUGACCUUUGACCGGAGAAACGAAGAAGAAGAAGACGAAGAAGAGGAGGCAGAGGAGGAAAAGUUUCCCGCGGUAUGUGAGGUGCUAGGAUGGAGGGGGCGGAGCACAGCCGCUACGUCACUAAGCUGAAGGGGGAGUUCGACAGCUGCGACACAACAGCGACAGGCUUCCUAGAUAGAGACGAACUGACGACACUCUGUCACAAACUGCAGUUGGACGCUCACAGGACACUGCUGAUGGACACUCUGCUCAGAGGGCGGAGCUACGCCAGGGUGAACUUCCAGGAGUUUAAGGACGGCUUUGUCUCAGUCCUGUCUCGCUCUGUGGACGCCAACACGUCAGAGGACGACAGCAGUUACCUAGAGCCAGUUGUCCCUGAAGAGGUGAAGCCAAAGUUUGUGAAGGGAACGAAGCGUUACGGCCGGCGCUCUCGUCCCGACAGUGAACCUCACGCCGCGCUGACCUUUGACUCUGAGGACUCACCACCGUCCAGAACUGAGGCCACGGACUCAUCACCGCCUGGUGUCCGCAGAGCAAAAGUGAGGCGGUCCACGUCCCUGGAGAGCGUUGAGAGCCUGAAGUCUGAUGAAGAGACAGGAAAUCCGAAAAUCACUGAGUCUGACUUUCAGUGUAAAGCUUAUCAGCAGCAGCAGGAAGAGGAGGAGCCUGUCAGAGGCAGAGGGGGCGGGGACCAUGUCCUGACAGCGGUUUGUGAUCACCUGGGCCUUCAAGAGUUCAACACUGAGGACCUGGACUCUCUGCUCCAAAAGAUGUACACCGACCGAGUUAGUGUCAGGGACUUCCAGAAAAUCCUUUGUGGCUCCACCCCCGUGUCCUGCUCCACCCCUGUACGACCCGCUGACCUGCAGAAGGCGCCGCACAGGGCUCAGGUGUUGGAGGACAGCUCGACUCGCUCCACGUCUCCGUCCCUGCUGACGGCCUCUGUGGGACAGAAAGUCCUCAGUCGUCUGGACGACGGCUCGGGGUGGACGAGUCCCGAGAGAGUCAUCGCCGUGUGGACUGAGGAGGGAAUCAGAAACAGCCGGGACAUCCUGCAGACUCUGGACUUCCCUCUGGACGAGCGUCUCAGUCUCACUGACCUCACGCUCGCUCUGGACAAUGAGCUGCUGGUCAGUGGCAACGGCAUCCACCAGGCGGCGCUCAUCUCCUAUAAGAACGAGAUCCAGCACCUACAGUAGGUUCUUCUGUUUCUUCUCUUUUUAAAUAGUGUCCGUUUCUCAAUAUC